Misgurnus anguillicaudatus (oriental weatherfish) is the source of this 1477-nucleotide messenger RNA. NCBI's taxonomy places the organism in Eukaryota, Metazoa, Chordata, Actinopteri, Cypriniformes, Cobitidae. The record is from RefSeq and is a predicted model, not a curated record.
AUAUAUAAAAUGCAGUUUUAAUAAUGUGAUUUACAGUAUUGAUCACUUUAUUGUUUCCUGAACUACAUCAUUAUACGGUCAAAUUAUAUCGAACUAUUUAAAUGCGUACUGUAUUUUUUUCAUACUGAUGAUGUUAGAUGACAGAUCGACAGACUUGCCGACCAAUUGACAGUUAGACUAUAAUUAAUGUAAAGUAAUCUUCUAUUACAAAUCUCGCACUGAAAGCCCUAUUCACGCAACAGAGUCUCUGCGCAUGCGUGAUUUCCUAUAGCAAAGUCGCUGGGCUUGCUGCUGUACAGUCUACCGGAAUCAAUACACCGUUGAAAGCAAAGUAUGAGUUUCACGAUUGAGGAACGAGGAAACCCUAACACUUUGAGCUAUAGGAUAUAUUUCAAGAACUCUGAUGGAAAGUACAUUUCACCAUUCCAUGACAUACCUAUGUAUGCAGAUGAAGCUCAGAAUAUUUUCCACAUGGUUGUUGAAGUCCCAAGAUGGACAAAUGCAAAAAUGGAGAUCGCUACAAAAGACCCUCUAAACCCAAUUAAGCAAGAUGUGAAGAAGGGCAAUUUGCGCUAUGUAGCCAAUGUUUUCCCACAUAAAGGCUAUAUCUGGAAUUAUGGAGCAAUCCCACAAACAUGGGAAGACCCUGGGCACACGGACAAAGACACGGGGUGUUGUGGCGACAAUGACCCUAUUGAUGUCUGUGAAAUUGGUAGCAAGAUACUCUCUCGUGGAGAUAUUGUCCGAGUGAAAGUCCUGGGUGUUUUGGCAAUGAUUGAUGAAGGUGAAACUGAUUGGAAAGUCAUUGGAAUCAAUGUUGAUGACCCUGAGGCAAAAGACUUUAACAACAUCAGUGAUGUGAGGAGACUCAAGCCAGGCUACCUUGAGGCCACAGUUGAUUGGUUUAGGAGGUACAAAGUACCUGAUGGGAAACCUGAAAACAAGUUUGCAUUCAAUGAAGAGUUUAAAGACAGGGACUUUGCAAUUGAGACAAUUAAAGCCACCCAUGGCUUUUGGAAAGCACUUAUUUCACAACAAACCAAUGCUGGAGAGCUAAACUGCAAGAACACGUGUUUCUCAGGGAGUGACAGUCCUUUCUGCUGUUCACCAGAUGAAGCCAAAGCAGUUGUUAAUGCAUCAUGCCCGUGUGGAGAUGCCAGUCCAAUUCCAUGCUCGGUUGACAAAUGGUUCUACAAGGUGAAGAAUUGAAGAUAACACUGUGGAUGGACCAGUCUGAUCACAUGUUUAGAAUAUGUAUGUCAGUAUCUGAAUAGGACCGUGUGUGUUUUAGAAAAGCAUAGUUACACCUUGUAUGGGGAUUGAAUCUCACAAUAACAGUGCUAACCAAUGUCUUGUUAAGUUAAGUAAAUUUUUCUAUUUGAAAAAAGCUAGAUAUCACUGUUUAACCAAUACUAAAGUAAACUCAGGUACUGUAAAAUUCUGAACGUUUGCUUUAAUAAAGUUAUUCUCAAUGACA